AUGCCAUCGCCAUCCAUCGAUAUCCAUCCAGGCCAUCCAACAAGCAACGUGCAGCGUUCGUCAGCAACGCUGAUAGACGCAUCAUCUUAUUCUCGCGAUAUUGAGGUUGCCACACAGAUCUGCACGUUCUUUGGACAUUGUGACCCCAAGGAUCGUCCUUUUGACGCCCCCGACAGUACUCGUUCACCCUGCCGUCCGGUGCCAUACAAUACUUCGAGACGACUCGAUCACGCUCGACACGGCAUGAGUGGGUCGUUGCCUUCUGAGAGCUCAUCCGAGUCGAUCUACAAUCGAGGACAAGGUGAUUGCUUGCAAGAAUUCAUCAAGACCAAGCUGAAGGAACUGGGUAGUACCGAUGAUCGAGAAAUGAUAAAGAAUUUGAAGUCGAUCGAGAUGUAUAUCUCGAUGAUGCUCCAACUUGAUUGGCAAGAAAGUUGGAAGGAGUCGUACGCGAGUGAGCUCCUCGAGCUAUACUUCAAGCAACUAAGGAAACCAAUCAUGGGCCUGUUCUCGCAAGAAUAUUUCAAGAAGCAUCGCGAAGAAUUCCCGGAGAUCCAUAAACUUCUUCUUCCGGUAUCGAUGGAUGAGCUAGACUUCGACGCGAUCGCUACAGCACAGCCAGAACGACCCAGCAGCUGGACUGGACUGUUCUUAUUGAUUAGGAAGUAUGGCAGCAAAAGACAGAGACUCAGGGCAGUGCAGGAAAAGGUCCUAGAAGAUCUAGGACAAGAAUAUGUUGGUCAUGGUGUUGAACAUCUCCAUGCCCAUAUACGGAAUCUUGACUGCUCUGGGUCCUCAAGCGUCUACGCAAACGUGCUACCUUUCAUUCAGUCCUCUGGUUCCGGCAAAACGAGGAGUGUACUGGAGCUAUGUAAGCGCGAAAUUGGCGUAUACACAUGUAUACGCGAGAGCAGUGAGACCGAUGAUAUAAACCAGGCGGUCUCUGCUCCAGCCCAGGACUCGUCUGUCUUUGAGGUCCUCGCUGCCGGAAGGUCGUUCCAGCCUGAAACCCUCACAGCACAGCACGAAAGCAUCGCGAGGGUGGCUACCUGGCUCAAAGCGCUGGUAGAGACGCUCUACGAUCUUUGUCUGGAGCAGUUCGAGCAGGCGGGCCCGAACUUUGAUCUACCCGGAAUCAUCGACACGAAGCUGAAUAGCGGCCUAUUCGAGCGAGUUGAUACGGCUGGCAUAGAGUCACAGAACCUUAGGAAAGAUUUCUUCACCAAAAUCAAGAACCGUGCUUCGCAAUACAGAGAAGCAGAAAAGGACAGAGCUGUAUCCACUCCACUUGAAGCAUCUUGGGCUGCGUUUCUAGACGAAAGUUUUCAUAAGAUGCAAACGAUCUUAGACCGCUGGGAUUCGAUGACUGCGGGGACCGCCCCUUCGACGAAGGCAGCCAAGAAGGGGAAGACCAAGCCGAUUUCGAGGCGGACGCCUGGAACUUUCAUUUUCCUCGCCAUAGAUGAAGCAUCUUCGAUGGGUCAUGAACGUAUAGUUCAUCUCCGUCGCCUCAUGAAUCAUUUGCGAAAGGGACCCUCCUUCUGGAUUAUCUUGCUUGAUACAAACAAUAACAUCAGCGAAUUGGCCGGUGCCAAGGCAAAGAAAGCGUCGCCACGUCUGGUUGACGGCGUAAAGCCCCUCCUACAGCCUUUUACAACAACUCCGCAUGAUGUCUUUCUUACAGAGGAGGACUACGGAUCCGUGCUGAAUGGCGUGAAGCCAGCGAGCUACGAGGAUCUGCUAUCCUAUCUUUUCCAGAUGGGUCGACCGGUCUGGAACGAUUCGCAUCUUCAGUCGAUUCGUGGGGAAUCCUCAGCUACACAGAUCGCAGGGCGCGAUCUCUCUUUCAUCUAUCGCAAGCUGUCGAUCGACGAGAAUCCAUCAGGAAUGAGACACAGUGGUAUCAUUGCCGCUGUGGCUCAACGACUACCUCUUAGGUUUACGGGAUAUCAGGGUCCGAAAACCGAGAUCAAUUUUCUCGAGGGCCAGGUCGCUUUUCACUUACGUACCGUCCUGUCAGUGACCGAGGACCGUAUCGUGACGGCUAGCAAAUCGGAACCGAUCCUGAGUCUAAGCGUUGCGGAUUGCGUGCGGAAGGACAGUCCACAUGAAUGGUGGUCAAAAGCGAUCCAAGCCAUCUCCAAUCUCGUCGAUUCGAAGACGCUGCAUCCUGGUGACACUGCCGAAGAGUGUUUCCAAAUUCUCCUCACUCUUUCGAUGGAUGUAGCGCUUAGGAGGGGGUCUUCACUGAAACGGACGCCGCGUGGGCUUGGGACAUUGCCUCAACACCUCAUGCCCAUCAACGCCUUGAUCUUCCUGCGCCAAUUGUUUGGCUCUCGCCAGCUUUCAAAGGAUGUGGUCGCUUGGGCUGAAUGCCACUGGAUCAACUUCACGCAUUUUCUCCCACCGCUUGGUAAUCAAGUCACCGCGGAAUCAUCGCCGGCUUCCAAACUGCUACUGAUGGAAGCCUUCACGCGCCAAGCAGCAGUGAUUGGCAUAGUUACACAGCCAUCCUGGGAUCUGCUGGUUCCCGCUUAUCGGAGCAAAGACUUCGAAUUAUCUGCAACCAUCAAUCCGGAUACUUUCGACGCUAUGGUGUUUCAGGUCAAAGACAGGAAGGGAUACAGACCUAAACAGAAAGACUGGAUCCGAGAUCACAACGACGGCGUAAAGGCGAAGAUACCAGAUCAUGAUCUCAACAUCUUUGUUAGCCUCACGGCAGCCCGACCGGAAUUCCAAAGUCCUGAUAGAGCUCCUCACGGCGCUAAAGGUGGCAGCAAACCUCUUGCCAUCUUCAUCAAUGAACAUGGUCCUGAGCAAUAUCCGUCCCUGUCCACCCUCACAAAGGAAGGCCAGAAAUCGUUUGCAAAUCUAUUGCAGCGUAGUGUGCCGAUCUCGCUGCCUGGAGACCAAAAAACAGAGUGUUGGCUCAACCAUACUCAUUACCAGUGGAAGGAAAAGGCAGACGGAAGCGACAUUGACACAUAGACGGCUGAAGAUGACAUGCGCGCGCACCGAACCGACACAUCAAACCACACCGCCAUUGCCGAUACACAUGGACGACCGGACCGCCACCAGCGGUCGUUUUGCAAGUUCUCCUCUGCGAUCGAUAACCCCUAUCAAAGUCAAGGGCGGGGCGAUUCUAGCCUGACAUUCGAUCUACACGCUAAUAGCUGAUGAUAAAUUCCUUUUUGAGCCAUUGUAUAAUGGUAUACGACACAUGUCCCUCUGAUGAAAUACGUGGA
Filobasidium floriforme is the source of this 3245-nucleotide messenger RNA. RefSeq lists its product as uncharacterized. The transcript has 5 exons. The record is from RefSeq and is a predicted model, not a curated record. Bases 1 to 2988 code for a protein of 995 amino acids. NCBI's taxonomy places the organism in Eukaryota, Fungi, Basidiomycota, Tremellomycetes, Filobasidiales, Filobasidiaceae.